Cyphellophora europaea CBS 101466 is the source of this 1413-nucleotide messenger RNA. RefSeq lists its product as uncharacterized. Gene Ontology annotation, biological process: amino sugar metabolic process; peptidoglycan turnover. The record is from RefSeq and is a predicted model, not a curated record. Gene Ontology annotation, molecular function: phosphotransferase activity, alcohol group as acceptor; ATP binding. NCBI's taxonomy places the organism in Eukaryota, Fungi, Ascomycota, Eurotiomycetes, Chaetothyriales, Cyphellophoraceae. The transcript is spliced from 2 exons. The coding region runs from base 1 to 1413 and encodes 470 amino acids.
AUGACACGAACGAGCGCAAGAAUCAACGGCAGCCACGCCGUGAAUGGCUUCCACACCGACAACGAUACAAUACACCGGCAUCAGGAUGCCAAAGCUGGGGAUCCUCUUGACCUUACCGUUCUCGGCAUGAACAGCGGGACUUGUAUGGAUGGCAUUGACUGUGCACUCGUCAGGUACAGACAGGAGUCUCCGGAUGCUGCACUGCACAUGGAGCUAUUGCAUUACGACGAGAUACCCGUGCCUGAUUGGAUCAAAGGACCUGUACUGAAGAUGCUUCGUGAGACCAAUACAACGCCAUCCCAGAUGUCACAGAUCAACGUGCAGCUAGGCGUCAUGUUCGCCGAAGCUGUGAACAGUUUCUGUGACAAGUUUGGCGUGAAUAAAGACGACAUUGACCUAAUCGGCUCGCACGGUCAAACAAUUUGGCUCCUGUCCAUGCCUAGAGCUAAGGAGACAAGAUCUGCACUGUGCUUGGGCGAAGGCGCAGUCAUAUCUUCAGCCACUGGAAUCACAACCGUGACCGACUUUAGAAUGGCAGAGCAGGCUGUAGGCCGUCAGGGAGCACCACUGGUGGCCCUGAUCGACGGUCUGCUGCUUCAUCACCCCACCAAGUGGCGCAUCUGCCAAAACAUCGGAGGAAUUGCCAACCUUUGCAUUAUUCCCCCUGACUCCGAAGGAGGAGUCGACGCGAUGGUUGACUGGGACUGUGGACCUGGCAACAUGUUCAUCGACAACGCUAUGCGCUUCUUCACCAACGGCAAGUUAGAGUACGACCGGGAUGGAGAAUGGGGUGCACAGGGAAAUGUCGAUGAGUCAGUCGUAGACUGUUUCCUCAACAACAACUGGUAUGUCAACCACGCACCGCCCAAGACGACCGGCCGCGAGACCUUCGGCGACAACGAAGGCCAGAUGCUGGUGGCGCAGUGCAUGAACAAGGGGCUGUCGAAGUACGACACCAUCGCCACACUGACGCGGAUCACCGCCAAGAACAUCGUCAGGCAGUAUAAGACCUUCUUCCGCGACUGGGAGAAGAUUGAUGAGAUCUUCAUGUGUGGAGGCGGAGCUCGGAAUCCUAACAUCGUACGCUAUCUGCAAGACCAGCUGCCUCGGGUCAAGAUCCGGGCGCUCGAUGAGACAGGAGUGCCCAGCGAUGCAAAGGAGGCCAUCAGUUUCGCUCAGCAGGCGAUGGAGGCCGUCCUCGGAAGAGCAGCGUUGGUACCCAUCAACAGCGACAGCCUGACCCCAAACACAAUCAGUGGCAAGAUCGCACCAGGACAACAAUGGCGCAAGCUUAUGAAGAUGUGCUGCGAGUUUGGUGGGGGACGACCUCUGCCUACCGUCAAAGAUAUGGUGGUGGAUAACUCAUAUACCAAGUGGAUGGCAAUGCCAAAUGUGUACACAACAAAGAGCUGA